CGCUGCAGCCCCCGGCCCUGCUACAACACCAUCACCACGCUCUCUGUCUCACACUUACACUACUCUCCCACACACUUUUCUCUCUCUCUCUCUCUUCUCUCUUUUCUCUCUCUCACACACACUCUUCUCUCUUUCUCUCUCUAUCCUUCCAACCCAUACUGCAACGUAGGCAGGUGUGCAAUAGCUACACGAACCGGCACUGCGAGAGUAAAAUAGAGAAAAAAGAAACACACACACACACACGGACACAAACGAGGUGGUUGGUGCACGCGUGAUAGACGCUUUGUAUACGCGCAGUGUGCAGCAGCAGCAGCCGCCGGCUAAUCAGCAGCAGCAGCAGCAGCAGCGGGAGCUUUCAUGGGAGCUUGAACUUUGACCGGUGCCAAGCAGAUUGCAGCCGCUGAGGCCAGGCUUCCAGAGUUUCAGAAUAAACAGCCGCUACCCGAGGCAGUAUCAGCAGCAGCAGCCAAGUUACGACGAGCGUAAGCGUUACUAUCAGGAGAAGAAGCAUCGUCAGAAGAGCAGCUCAUAUUCCCCGACUCCCUCGUCCGGACCAAGAACUCCCGGUCCCUCGGCCAAGCGAGACGACGACAGGAGUAGUUCGAGUCCAGCAAGAGUAGUUGCCCAAGUCGAAGCAGAAGACGAUCCAAUGGACGGCAUGGACGGAAACAACAAGCCUGUUCUCAACGAUGACCCCUCGGUCACCCUGACCAUCCGCCUUAUCAUGCAGGGCAAGGAGGUCGGAAGCAUCAUCGGCAAGAAGGGAGAGAUCGUCAAGAGGUUCCGCGAAGAGUCCGGAGCCAAGAUCAACAUCAGCGACGGCUCGUGCCCGGAGCGAAUAGUGACCGUGACCGGUCCGACGAAUUCGAUCUUCAAAGCGUUCACCCUGAUCUGCAAGAAGUUCGAGGAAUGGUGCUCCCAGUUCCACGACAUCCAGGGUGGCGGUAACGCCGGAGGCGGAGGUGGUGUCCCCAGGCCUCCCAUCACUCUCAGGCUGAUCGUGCCCGCUUCUCAGUGCGGCUCCCUCAUCGGCAAAGGUGGCUCCAAGAUCAAGGAGAUUCGCGAAGUCACUGGAGCUUCUAUUCAAGUCGCCUCCGAGAUGUUGCCCAACUCGACUGAGCGGGCUGUUACCAUAUCUGGCACCAGUGAGGCCAUCACCCAGUGCAUAUAUCACAUAUGCUGUGUCAUGCUAGAGUCCCCUCCCAAAGGUGCCACGAUCCCUUAUCGCCCCAAACCCCAAGUUGGUGGGCCAGUGAUCCUGGCUGGUGGGCAAGCCUUCACCAUCCAGGGUAAUUACGCGGUGCCCGCCCACUCGGACGUAAGUACAGUAAUGCCUAUGUCCGCCGCCCCCGCUGCCGGGACAGCCCCCCACCCGCCCUCGCUCAACGGCCAAACUCUACAGACCUCGCCCUUCGCGGCCCACCCCUCCUCGCCCUUCGCAGCUUCACCACACGGGCAUCAUCCCCUAUUGCCCGCCCACCUCGCCAACCCUCACCAUCAUCCUCUACACCCGAGCUCCCUACACGCCAGCGUGGCAGGCCUCGCCGACCCCCUGCUGAAGAGUGGACACUUGCAGGCAGCCCUCCCGCCCGCACACCUCGUGGCAGACGCCAUGGGCAAGCUCGGCAGCAGUCCAUUGGCCGGACUAGCCGCUCUCGGCCUCGGCGGACUCGCAGCGCCGGCGAAUACCGGAGGUCUCAACCCAGCAGCAUUGGCAGCACUGGCCGGAAGUCAGUUGCGUACCAACAACGCAAACCGACAGCAACCUGCGGCCAACAACCAGACGCACGAGAUGACGGUGCCGAACGAGUUGAUCGGCUGUAUCAUCGGCAAGGGUGGCACCAAGAUCGCCGAGAUCCGUCAGAUUUCCGGAGCCAUGAUCCGCAUCAGCAACUGCGAGGAACGCGAGGGUGGACCAACGGAUCGUACCAUCACCAUUACCGGUAAUCCGGACUCGGUCGCGCUCGCCCAGUAUCUCAUCAACAUGAGGAUAUCACUCGAAACUGGCGGCAUGGCGAUACCGGCGUUUCAGUACAUCACGCCCAACCACAUCGUCAAAUCGCCAAUUCACUAGGGACAUUCGCGCUGCUGGAGUUGCGCCGACCUCGUUGUCGUCGUAAGCCACAGUCGUCGUCGUCGUCCGACAAUCGAGGAGUUGUCCCCGAGUCGGCUACACGGGGAGUAAUUUUUUCGAAAGAGAGAAGCGUUUCGGCUUCCUUUUGUUUGUUGGCGAGAGAGAAAGAGAUAGAUUUGUUGGAGGUUUAUAAAUAAGACGCGCGUGUGAUGCCAGGAGAAUGAGUGCCAGGAUGAUGAGCGAGAGUGAGAGAGUAAGAGAGAUAGAGAGAGUGCAGGUGAUGAGGAAGCGAGCCAAUCGAGGCGACCACGGCACUGGACCACGACAUGUGUUCACACAACACUGGCUCGCUCUUUUGCGUCGAUUUUUUUCCGCGAAUAUAUGUAAUCACAUCGGGGAAAGAGGUUGAUAAUGAUGAUGUUUAGCCGGAGGCAGGCUUUUCGACGUGAGGUAGUAGCUCGCGUAUAUGAUACACAUACACUUACAUAUGCAUACACACAAACACACGAGGACAAGAAGAAAAAAAAACGUAAGAUUAAAUUAUGAUGACGUCGCGGCUGGACGGACAUGUUUCUGUCGGCGAUCACGCGUAUAGGUGUAGAGGGAUUAUUAUGAACACUUGAGUGUACAAAACUGUACAAAAGAUUUAAGAUGACAAACGAUGAGUAAACACAAAAAAAUCUUGAAAAAAAAAUUAAGCACGCCGCAGCCCCAAACGCUGCUGCCGAUUGGUAAAGGGAACAAGCCAAAGAUACGUUAGUUUUCAUUUUUAUAUUUAAUAAAAAAUAAAAAUAAAACAACAGAAGCUAAUUCCGAGAGACGCGGAUAUGAGAAGGAGGAGGGUUUUUCGAGGAGGUUGCGUAUUAUAAGUGUCAAGAGAGAGAAAGAGACCGCAUGCGGAGGAACUUGUACAUCAUUAACAUGUAUAUUAACUAUUAUUAUUAUUGACGAUGACUUAUUAUAUUUAUCAUAAUUUCGUGAAUCUGGGUUAGCAUUUUUAUUAUAUUCGCUAGUUGGAUACACGAGUGAGACGUUUUACGCGCAUAGGCGCACGUCCUGUCUCGAAUUAAUCGACUCCGGGUCAAGUUUUACUUUUGUGUUUUUUCUUUCUUUUUACCGUCGAUAUUGACGGAAGUUCGUAUACCUGAUUGUAUUUGCAAAAAUUGUGAUUCGAUGAGUUAGCUAAAAGUGGCCCCAUUUGUGAUUUGACUAUAUAUAAAUUUAAUUAUAUUGCGUAGCAAUUAGGUUUAGGCGCAAGUGUACAAAAAGCGUUGUGAGUUUUUCGUUGAGUAAAUUUUAUAUGAUACAAAUGCAAACGAGCGUUUGUGGCAACAAAAUAGCAAAGCGAUGUAUAAAAUUUCGUCGAUUAUCUGUACCGGAUCUUUUGGUUCCAAACGCGAAAUUCUAAAUCGAAGGGUAAAUUUCUUUCCAACACGAGGAUAACCAACGGCUUCGAUUCGCCGUCCGCGGAAGGAUAGGAAUACGAAAUCGAGAUUUCAUUUUUAAAUAGAGAGAGAGAGAAAGAGAGAGAGAGAGAGAGAGAGAGAGAGUGCGAAAAGUGGUCGAGCGAAAUGUAGUCAUCGCGCAGUUAACUUUAGAAAAAAGUGGCUUCUUUUGUGGCGUAAAAAUGCGAAAUAAAAUGGUAGACGGGAAAGAAGUAAGAAACAAAUGAAAUUAUAACAAGGAUUACAAAUAAGGAUAUAUUAUAUAUAUAUAUAUUAUAUAUAUUUAUUAUACGAUAGAAAGGAAGAAAUUAACUAGAUAAAAAUAUUAGCGAUGAAGAUGAGAUUAAGAGGCGCGUCAAACUCCCUCCCUCGAGACCCGCGCAACAUUUGAUCCAUCAUUUUUAUUUUAGAUUUGGUAUAAGGUUUAUCUGAUCCUCGAAGAAGAAAUCAAAUUUCACCACACUGAAUCGCGGAAUACGGUCGAGCUUUUCCGUUCUUACAUCGUAAUGUUAAUGUAUAAUUAAGGAAUAGAAUUCAUUAUUCAAAAGGCUUUGAAUGCAACGGUUGAACCUUUCUGACCACUCGAACGACCAAGAAACUCAAGUCGAGCGGCGGGAAAAGCAAUAAUAUUCGAAUUUUUCGCCUCGGGCGAUGCCUAGCUUAGACCUUGGACUGAAAUUUUAAAAGAAAACAUAUCCACGAGUUCACGCGCUUCCGGCCUGUGCCAAAGAGCAAUUUCUUAAUUUUCUUAUUUCUUUGAAUUCACUUUGAGAACAGAAAAUGUUAGUACAUUCGAAAAUGUGAAAUCUUCCGGCGCGAGUCGCGUUUACACAGUCUAUCAUUACGUUUACCGGUAUGAUGCUAAUAUUAAUUAAUGCGCAUUGUUUGUUAUUGGCUUUUAUUGUAUUACGUAUACAACUGUUGUUUUCUGAAGAUAAAAGGGGCAAAAAGUGCUUGUAAAUACAAAAUCAUACAUUUAUUUUACUCUUUUAAAGUAGUAUUUUUUUUGUAAAUAAUAAAAGAGAACGUUUGUUCGUUGUUAUGAUUUGUGAACGGUGGGCUUCGAAAAAGAGGAGGACAAGCAAGUCUAUUUCGCUACAAAAUUUUUUAUAUCCUUGAUUUUUUUAAAUUUACAAUAUACGCCCUUGUGGCCGAAAGUAUUGAACAAUCAUCUCCGCUUUUUAAAAUAGAGCAAACCGCAAGCUGCGCGAAGUGCCUUUUUUGUACACAAUGUCUUUCGCUUAUAUAUAACGCGGAAAAUUUUGGAUGUUCGACGGAGAGAUCAAAGCGAUCGUUCGUCUCGCCGCGAACUCCGCGACUUGUGUUUUCAUUUGGCUGAAAAAUAUUUUCAUUUCGUUUUCUUUUUAAUAUUAUUGGUUUUGUUUGAUCUUGUUGAAUUUCGGCGUUCUAAAUUGUUAUUGAUUUUCAUGACAAUAAUAAUAAAGUAUACUGUACAAAAUUAAUAUCGUCGAAAUUUAUAUUAUUGUUUUUUUGUUUUUUGUAAUCGAUAUCGUAUUGUUGUUUAUUGUGUAUCGUUUUAAUAAAUUAUGUGUUCAUAAUUGUGUAUGAAAAUUAAAAUGUUUUGCUGUAACGAUUAGUAGAGCGCGACUUAUUUUCUUCCCAAUUUUCACGAAAAAAGAACCGACUCUCGACAAAUGAAGCGUAUCGGCGAAGUCAAAUUAUUGGCAAAAAUCAGAGAAACUGAAAUUGUAAUUAAGGAGUUUAGAGGGUUUCGCGAGUGGAGAGAGAUAAGAACAAGCCUCUGGCAGCGGAAGAGCAAAUAAGUAAAUUUACAUUAAAAAAAACAGAAAUAAUGAGAAAACACUUAGUGAGAGACGCUGUAUGAUUGUGUAUAUCAACAAUAAAUAUUGCUGUGAUUAGAAUUGAUUAUAGGUUAUUUAUAGUUAAGGACGACUUUUUAAAGGCGCAUUGCGAAUGGAUAAUGUAGGUCUGAAGUUUUUCUUCGGGAUGCAGCCUCGAGCGAAAAGUCGAUUUUUUUACUUUUACGUGUUUGUAUACAUUUUUGUCGCGUACUUCACUUAUUUCUUUUCCAUUAUAUAUCUCCAUUCUUUUUCUUUCGUCUAAUUUUAACUUGAUGCUAGCACGAAUCAUUUAUUUAUAUAUACAAAAUAUAUUAUUAUAUAUUAUAUAAGACUAAUUCGUGUAACGGUAUUUAUAAGAAGUUGUCGUUCAAACACAUUAUACGCGUUUGCUAUACAACUGCGCUAAUCGCAAUGGUUUAUUAUGAAAUUAUUUUGUCGACACGGAACAAAGCAAGAACCUUCACCGAUACACACAAUUAUUUUUAUAACAGUAUGAUUAAAGCAAAUUUUAGAACUUUCGCUCGCGGAGCAUCCAGUGCACCACUGCGUGAAAAAUAAAAAAUAUUAAAGAAUAAACAAGCAAAUGAUAAUUAAACAAAAAAGAGAUAAAAAAUAUUGUUAAAGACAGUUCUUUUCUGCUAUAACAUAAUCAGAGCGGACCAGAUCCCUGAAUCUCUGCAACAUAUUGUAAGGGUCAAAUCACGCCGAGAAGAAAGCAAAUAAUAAUAAUAUUAACAAUAACGUAAUAAUGAAUAUAAUAAUAAUGAGUAAUAAUAACGGAUAAUGAAUAAUAACGAUGAUAAGCGGCUUUUUCGACUUUCUUCGACCUCGUUGUACUUAAGGAAAGAUCUGAGUGAAAGUUUUUCACUCGAAAGUCUUAGAGGAUCCUUCAGUAAAGAAAAGAAAACGUUUAGAAAACUCUAUUGUCUUUCGCGUUCGAACCAAAUAUAAAAGAAAAAUUCGUCGCACCGAACCUUGGUUCUAAAACACGAGCGCGCGACUCGCCGUUCGAGGACGGAUUUAUUUUUCGACGAUCAGUAGAUGAAAUAUGCAAUUAAGAAGACUGAGUCCCUAAAUAUAUUAUCUAUUUUUGCUUGAUUAUUCUAUACAGAGUACGGAUAACGUAUAAAACGAUACGCUUUUCUUUAACACGCGCGUUCACUCGGGUCCUUUCUUAAACAAGGAAGACAUUGAAUUACCGAUAAAAAUAAUGAAUAUACAACAGGAAGAAAUUGCGGAAACAAAGGAAGGUUUAAGGCGUAAUGAAGUAAAGAGAAAUCAUCGUCGUAUAAUAAUGCGAAAACUAAAAAAAAAACUAUAACCUCCAGAACAUAUCCGUUGACACAUAUAAGACGUUAGGCUAUACGAUUAUUUUAUCCUCUAUUCUAUAAUAUAUCGCUACACUAAGUAAAACGAAGGGAAGAAACAAACAAAAAACAGCCACGCGCGUGCUCGUACAUCAAUGAGUCCAGCUGCUCCAAACCGUUUCGUUUGAGACUAUGUAUCAUGCGUUUCACGGACUUGUCAUAUCCGAACCUCGAAUGCAUACUGAUUUCAAUGAAAAGAAAAAAACAGCAAAAGCCAGACACACGUAUUAUAUACAAUAUGCUAAGUGUAUCGAGAAGCAUUACUUACUAACCGUCUAUCGAACGUAAUUUUUGCCAUUGAAAAAAAAUAACACACCUAUACACACAUCCAAUAAAUACUCAGCCGUAUAAUUGUUGAUUAAAGAGUAUAAUAACACAAAAUACCAGGAAAAAAAUACAUGUGGAAGAGAAUUAAUAAUAAUAAUAAUAAAAGGUUUUCGUCUCGCAGUGUAAACUCUACGCGCGCGUGAACUCGAAAGCGAUUUUCACAGCAACGCUGGUCGACAACAAAAUAAUGAAAAUACAAUCAUUUUUCGCGUUUAAAUCUUAAGCAUCGUCGUAUUACAGCCGCCUGUGAAAAUCGCUUUGUUCGCCGCUAACUCGUGUAAUGCGUGUAUUUUACAGUUACAGUAAUAAUCUAUAGCGAAGCAAAUUUAAACUAAAGUACACAGUCUCACACACAGGACAAGUUUUUAACUAAAAAUAAAGAAGACAAAAUGACAAAAAAAAAAAAGAAAGAAAACAAAUUCAUCGGCGUAUAAAAAGUCUCGUAUAAGGAAUAAACUUGUGUACGUUUUAAUAUUGGUAUACGUGUACUUCCGUAGCUAAUUAUAAUUCUAUCGUACGUUGAUUGAGGGGAAGAGAAUCGAGAGAAGUUAUAUACAGGCAUUUUCAAGCGAGUGAAGAAAAAAUGUGCAAAAAAAAGAAAAACGGAAAGUCGCGCCUGACGGCCAACUGUGCCAAUUGCCUUUAGUAGUAUUCUUUCUUCGAAUUCGAAUUAAAAAAAAAAAACACUCAACAGCUGCUCACUUUCUUUCUAGACUUCGAUGACAAAAGAUGAAGAAAAAAAACUUUGGAAAGUGAUAUCUAAUAUUAUACGCAUAUAUAAGGAAUAAGAGAAAAAAUUGUUCAUUCGUUAAUAAGUCUAUACAAUAUAUGUAACGCAUAAGUUCUAUACAUGUAUACUUUGUAUUUCGUUGAGAGAGCGUGAGGUGGGGAUGCGACACUUGGGAGGAUGUAAUAAAAAUAAGGAGUAAAAAAAUUGUCGAGGAUCGACGUACGACGGUAGAUUCUGUUGUGGCGUAGAGCAAUCCGUUAGUGCAGGGGCCUUAACCUUACUGCGCGAAAUCGGCGCCGAGCUAUCGUUAUUAUUAACUAAUCGCAUUGCGACGAGCCAACAAAGAAAAAAAAAAAUCGGUCGAUCGGCGCCGAUUUCCAAACUUAAAACACAAGGCAAUCAGCUAAGAAAUAAUAACUUAGUUUUUAUAGGAUAUAUUGAGUCGCGCUCGCCGCUUGAUUUACCCUUUUUCGAGUCAGUAGACUAACCACGCGAGACAUACACACACACACACUCACACUUGCACAUACGAAAAUGACGUUAAUAUUAUCGUCGAAGAAAGAAAGGUCACACACACACACAAUACACACACAAUAACACACGUCGUGGGGCGAGCGCUAGAUUUUCGAGGCGUAUUUUUUGUACACACCAGACACGCUACUGCGGGAAGAUUGUGAAAGAGAGAGAGAGAGAGAGAGAGAGAGAGCGAGAGAGAGAGAGAGAGAGAGAGAGAGAAAUAAUAUACAAUUGUGUGCCAAGCAUUAUAUCCAAGAGCAGACGUGCCAAAAACGAGAAAAAAAAAUAUUACCGAUCAGUCGUGAACGCGUGCCAAACAAAAAACCGACGGAAUAAUAACCCACUUCCCAAGCGCUCUGUAUGUCUCUGAUGUAAACGAUAUGGUUUUUCUCUGUAUAUGAAAAAAGCGAGCUUUGUGUAAAAAAAAAAAAAAAAAGAAGUAGAAUGUUCUCGCGCUGCGCCGAGGAUCACACUUUCUAUACGAUACUUAUAUAAUAUCCCCGAUUAUUUUUCUUUUCUUUCGCGCGCACACAAACAUGCAAUAUAACAGUUAUGUUCUUCUUCUUCACUAUUUUGGAUGAUAUAUUUAACGAAAUAUUAUAUAAUUUAUGUUUACUCUUAAGGAAUUUCGUUUGAGACUUUAUGUUGUUAAGUACAUAUAUAUAUUAUGAUCUUCGCAUUGAGAACUACGAUGACGAUUUUUUUUCAAUAAAUUCAAGUUUGUUAAUAAAGCCUUUUGUUAUGAUUUCUUUAUAUUCUUAGUUUUUUCUGUACCGACGCAUUAAAGUGCGCAUCGGCGCGACACGUCUUCCCCGAGAGCUUCUUCCGCGGAAUUAAUACUGUAAACACCUGUAUUCUAUAAAUAUUCUCACAUCCCAAUGAUAAUAACGAAAAAAAAAAAAAAUGAAAGGCUAAUUCAGUCUGUGAAAUGACACGAUCUCUACGAUGCACUAGCUCCUGUUCGCACCAUAUUAUAAACAGACAGCACACGAGAGCUAGCGUAUAAAGAAAAAACGAGAAGAGAAAUAGAGAGAGAGAGAGAGAGAGAGAAUAACAAACAAAAACUUACGUUACGAAGCCUUUAAGAAAACAGGGUCAUAAUAAGAGAAAAAACAAAUAAAAAAUAAACUAAUGAUAAUACGAGUAAUAUUACGUGUAUUUAAAUUUUUAACGCGACACGAAUUAACCCGCCGAAAAGGAGUAACGAGAGGGAGAAGGUCGAGAAAACAAAAAUUAAUAAAAAUAAAUAACGUGAGCAUAUAAAAUUUGCACAUAUUGUAAAGUGAGAAGCGCGGGACAUGGUCAAAGAUACGACGCGAGUGUUUAAUAUUUGUAAUACUACGUGAUGUGUAUAAUUCGUUGAUCCGCGACAUAGGCUCGAGGGCAAAGAAUAGAAAAGUUGUUUUGCUAUAUUGUGAUGAUGUAUUUGUCUAUACACGCACUCUUCUUCUUUUAUAGAUAAACGACGAAGGAAUUCGCCGUCGAGUCUUAUUGUAGACGCGGCACACACACACACACACCCACACACACACACACAUUAUUCCAGGGUAUAUAACGUUUUGUAAAAUUAUUGUCUGCUACUGGCAAUAUUUAUAUGUAUAAAAAGAGCGAGAGCGGAAGAGAUAAUAAAGCGAAGUUUAACAUGGAUAUAGAUCGUAAAUGUAACUAUUAUUAUUAUGAUUAUUAAUAUAAUACGCAUAGCAAGCUGAAUUAUAUAAGGAGAUGAUUAUGAUAUAGCGAUGAAGGCGAUUAUGUGAGAGGAAUAAGGGUGCACACAUGCAUAGUAUUGUAUAAUGUACACACUUACACUAACAAGCGUCGCUCCGCAAGAUAUACCUAUACUUAUAUAUAAAAGCGAGGCGAAGAGAAAAAUCGCGCAUCUAUCCGAUCUAUCGUCAUGUAUAUUAGCUAUAGUAGUCACUCCUCGGAGGAUCUUAGUUUGAAAAAAAAAAAUAAUAAUAAUAAAUAAUCGACCACAGUCUUCAAGUCGAUCUCUUAUCGAGCGAGUUGUAUAAGAUUAUUGCCGAUCGGCGGGUAAAAGUGCUUUAAAGCUAUAGAGACGAGAGGGAAAAAAAAUUAAGAGGCAUGAUUAUAUAUAGUUAUUAUAUCACACCGACACAGACACAUAUCUCGGUUGAUUCCACGUGUAUACUGUCUACAUAUCAGAAUUUUAGCUAUUAUCAGCUCCUUUGUCGAUUUUUAAACGUGUAUCAACAUUAACUUUCAUGGCUUUGUAUCUAACCCUCGUAUUAGAAACACGAACGAGAUCCGUUGAUCCUAUAUAUAAAUAUACGACGACACCCUUAUAUUGACCGCGACGAGAGAGAGAGAGAGAGAAGGUGAGAGAUGCUAUAUACCUAUAUACCAUAUACCACAAGACUGUAGCAAAGAAAAUAACGAAGACGUCUCCGAAAUUUCUCUCACAAGACCAAAUACAAAGAAAGAAUGUAUUGAAACACCCCGUGUAUAACGAUAUCCCCUGCGUAUAAGACAUAAAGAAAAAAAUAAUAGUUUCUCUCGAACGGAAAAAGCUUGUGCGUAUAGGAGAAGGCGAAUAUCCAGAGUAAUCGUGCGUCUAUCCCACUUAAUGAAGAAAAGAAGCGAUUUUUUUUUUUUUUUUUUUUCGUUUGAAAAGAAGAAAUGAUACUUCUUCCGAGCUUCUCGAAAACGAUUGUGAUAUAUGUCCGCGAGAGCAGAUAUUAUAAAUUAUUAUAGCGAGUGAUAAGAGUGUGCGCGGAGAGAAAUAAUGUUGCGUACGUAUAGUGCGGGGAAAGAAUUUUAUUCUUUAUAAUUGAUCCUUGUGAGGAGAUGACACACAUUACACACAAGACAAACGAGACACUUGUGUCGAAAAACAAGCAAAAAUAAUGAGAUACAUAUUGUUGCGUAUAUUUGUAUUCUCGAUUGUAUACUUUUUAUCUGUAACGGACAUGUGCAUAAUACUACGUUGUUGAUUAGUUGCUACGUAAACGUGGAGGGUAUAGUAGAAGAGCUUAAAAAAUAAAACGAAAAAAACGAUAAAAUCAGAGAUAUUAAGAGAAUUGCAGUGUUUCGAACUGACUAAUAAUUUCUCUUUUUGUAAUAAUAAUUAUAGCGACUUGUGCAACGAGGCCCUUCGCUAUAGCUCGUUUAAUUUUUUUUUCGCGAUUCAAAAUAAAGUUCCGUUCGCGCGAGCGAGCUUACACGCCACUUGUAACAAAGGUCCUCGCAACCUUUUAUUUACGCAUCGCGUCGUCGCUCGCACGAACGCGCAAAUUUUCAUUGAAAAUGAAAAUUUUUUAUUGUGUUUUGAAUAAAAAAAAAAAAAAAGAGUAAUCGUACGAGGGAGAUGACAAACCAAAAGUUACAAAACCAACGGGAUCAGUCGCGCGAUCGACCGUAUGAGGAUGUUUGCCCUGCAAGCUCGGUCCAGGUGGCGCCAGUACGUGUCUCAGCUGUCAUGGCCGCUACGCACCAAUAGAAGAACAGAAUGCAGACUGCCGCGAAUUCAAAUGUAUAAUGUGGAGAGGAUGGAGGGGAGACGACGAUCAAACCAACAUUAUUUUUUGCAAAAUUACUGCGAAUUUUGCAAAACCCAAGGCACUUGUAGAAUCCGCAAUUAAAUUGCAAACGUUUUACGCUACUCUUAUGCCAAUAUAAGGCUGCUUCUAGAUUUUCGCUGCAUAGAAUAAGCGAGGUAGCCUAUUUAUACGAUAUUGAAACUGUACAUUGACAUAAGAGUUGCACAAAGCGUUUACAAUUCAAUUGCGGAUUCUAAAAAUGCCUUAGUUUUUGCAAAAUUCACAAUGAUUAUGCGAAUAAUCACGUUGGUUUAAAUGACGAUCCCCUUCGACACUCUCAACGCUAGGCACAUGAGUACGCAGCAGACUAUAGCACAGCUAUGUAUUCAGCUAUGUUGUAGGUCCGGCGUGCAGGGCAAACAUCCUCAUACUUAUACAGAGAAAAGCUCGAAAAAGGAGUGAAAAAAAAAUAAUAAUAAAUAAAAAGCGCGUUAACGAUAAUACGACUAUUUUUACAUAUCGAUCUCUCUUCGACGAGUUGUCUCGUCGGACUCAAAAUCUCGCGGUAUAUUUGCGACGCAAAAAAGCCGACGCUCCUUUCGAAAGUAUACGUUAUUUUCUUACGAUCGAACGCGCACGCGGUCCGUCGUCGGUAUUUUUUUCUUUCUUAUCGAAAAAAUAUCGCUCGGACGUCUUAUUCCAUUUCAUAUCGGAGCUCAAGCUCUGGUCACCGUACGGAGAGCUUCAACGUGACAAAGCAUAAUAGUGUACUAUUACCCUUUUGAUCGUUAUGAAUUUUCGAGAGAUACAUGACACACGACAAGAAAAAAUAAAAUAAAAUAUAUAGACCUGAGAAAACGCGUCUCGUCAUAUAUGCGGAUUUACUAUAGUGAUCGAUGGUGGUUCAAUGUUCGUAAGGGCAAUAAUAAAUAUUACAAAUUUCGAGGUAUAAAGCGACAGAAAAAAAAGCAACCGUGCAUUUGAAUGUGCACAAUAAGCCGAGAAGGAUUUAACGAUUGCAAAGAGAGAAACGAGCUCUGCUCAAGAGCUGUGUAUCAUCGAGGUGGUAAAUUGUGCAGAGAGAGAUUUUUUAGAUAAUGCACUUGUAACGUUUAUUCACUAUGCUAUAUAAGGCUAAAGAUCACACGUACACUCACACAAACGGACACACACACACACACCCGUGCGCACGACUGCAAGCUCGUGGCUCUCGAGCGACAAGAAUAUGAGGUAUUACAAAAACGAGAAGAAAUUUUCACCUUUUUACACGAGAGUAUAACAGUUUGAAGUGAUAUGCGAUCCUCGUUGUACACUGCAAAAAUUAACUUAUAUGCGCUUAUAUAAUUGUAUACACGAUUCAAAACGAACAAAUUCCAAUUCGAGAGUCACGAGUGUGCAAGCGAUCGACGAAUAAUGUUUAAUUAUGAAAUAAAAUACAUUAUCAAUAAAAGCAAGGGAGAAUAAUAAAUACACGCGCCGAGGCGAUAAGGAUAUAAUAUAAGGAACGAAUAAUAAAAUAAAAAAAAAAGAAUUGGCAAACGCAUUACAAUGUUCUAUAUAUGAUGAUCCGAUCGUACGGAGAGAAAGCGAGAGAGAGAGAGAGAGAGAGAGAGAGAGAGAGAGAGAGAGAGAGAGAGGAAGAGUGAAGAAAUGAAGAUUUUUAGUGUUUACACUACGAUUGAUAAACAAUUCUAUUAUUACAUAAUAUAAACAUUAAUAACAAUAUUAUUAUUAUUAUGAUUAUUAUUGUAAUGUUUGUUUUUUGGUUAUUAAAGUGUGUAUAUAGCGAUA
Nasonia vitripennis (jewel wasp) is the source of this 13573-nucleotide messenger RNA. It is a transcript of the gene mub, whose product is annotated as poly(rC)-binding protein 2. Gene Ontology annotation, biological process: regulation of RNA metabolic process; regulation of gene expression. The record is from RefSeq and is a predicted model, not a curated record. Lineage: Eukaryota; Metazoa; Arthropoda; Insecta; Hymenoptera; Pteromalidae. Gene Ontology annotation, cellular component: nucleus; cytoplasm. Gene Ontology annotation, molecular function: mRNA binding. The transcript is spliced from 9 exons. The coding region runs from base 650 to 2074 and encodes 474 amino acids.